Molecule: messenger RNA, 2079 nt
Organism: Ectocarpus siliculosus
Lineage: Eukaryota; Phaeophyceae; Ectocarpales; Ectocarpaceae
Source: the annotation of a GenBank genome assembly
AUGAUGGCGGUUGGUGCGCAGAGGGGCGGAGCAAGGGGAGAAACGUACGAGUUUAGCCAGCUGGAGGCGUCCAACUGGUACCAUCCGCUGGGCUUCGCGUACUACCCUGACGGGGCGCACGAGGGGGUCGACGAGCUCGAAGAGGGUAUCGGAAGCGGCGACGCCCCCGUGUAUGUGAUCGACGGCGGGUUGUCCGACCUGGACACGUACGAGCCGCAGUUCUUCUUCCCCGAGGAGACCUGGAUGGAGACCAACUACACGGUAGAGCUCACCGUUACCGACCCGGACGUGACGGAGAUCUUCUACUUCUGCCACAUCCACAACGGCAUGUCCGGAAGGAUCCACAUCGUUGAUGCGGAGGGUGACACCCCGGCGGACACGGAGAUCGAGCUGUACGAACCCCUGGAGUUCGAUGAGUUCGACGAGGAGUGUGGCACCUUCGGCUCUGCCGACUACGCCCCGGCUGACGGAACGUUCGACAGCGAGCUCUGCCCCAACCAGAAGUUCCUGUGCGGAGAUGUGGACAGCAGCUUCGACCGAUGCAUGCACGCCAUCGACUGCAAAAUGAACUACGAGAUGCGUGUCGAGAAGGAGGUUGCCACCAGCAACACGGUGGCGUUUAUGCACCAGAUGAUCCCUCACCACGAGAACGCGGUGAACAUGGCAAGAAUCCUGCUCAAGAACCCGGGUGACGAGGAGCUCGACGAGGAGGUGGCCGCCAUACUCCGGGAUAUCAUCAACACCCAGAACUUUCAGAUCACCUUUAUGCGGGGGUUCCUGACCGACAACGGCGCGGAGCUUGUGGCGGAAGAAUGCGAGAACGACGACAUGGACGGCGACAGCGACGAUGUGCCCGGGUGGGCGAUCGGCGUCAUGGCCGCGCUUGGGGUGCUCUGCUUGUCUCUCCUGGCCGCGGUGGUCGUCAAGAUGAAGGGCAGCAACGUCCACCGCCGUCGCAAGUGGGACGAGACGCUGUUGCGACGGUGUCCAGAGGCACUGACACCCAGAUACAUGGCAGCCACCUGCUGCGUCGAAAACUGCCGGUACGCUGUCUGGGGCGAAGCUACAAAUUGCACCGUCGUAGAGCAGCACGACAACGACAUCAGCGACAACUAUGGGUGCUGGUGCAACCCUGGGCUUGUGGAGACAGACUCUCUCGGGAAUCCCAGUUGCGUACGGAAACCUUCACUAAUUGGCCUGUACGCCGUCGUUGGCGCAAUCGCGGGGUUGGCUGUGGCAUUUGUGCUUUGGAAAGCGAGGGCGCACUGGCUGUUGCCGGAGGCAGCUCAAGCCACGAGAAGAGCUCGGCUGCGCAUGCGAUUAGUUAUUGCGACAAGUCUCUACGGCGGAAGCUCUUCAAUGUUGUUCUUCUUUGCAGCAGCUCGCACGAGGAAUUCCACCCGUUGCGGCAUAAGCCUGCUUCAGGCGCUCUACGCAGUGUCCAUGCCCGUCGUGAUCUGUGGUGGGGCGACCACAAUAGAGAUUUGGGUGGACGCGCUGCCAAAGCAGAUCUUCCUGUUAAACAUGGUGGCCGUCAACCUGACCAGCAUAAUAUCUCGCGCCAAACUCAAUGCCUCCACGUCUGCGAGGUUUUUCUACAACCGCGCACUCCGGGUCUUGUGGGCGGAAGUGCUUACGCUUAGCCUUUUGGCUGCUGUGUGGGCGGCCUCGGUUGUGGUGAUGGAGUUUACGCAAGCCGGACGGGACACCCCUGUCUAUCCCGUAGCCGCGAUGACGAUCGACGCCACCGUUGAGUUCUGCACGGCCAUUCACUUCGCCAGGAUACACGCGACGCGCCACCCUUCCUUCCAGUCCCUGCCCCAACAGCAACGACAAGCGCUCCGGCUCGCGCUGGCGCCGGGAAACACGGGAGUGACUCACACUCUGCGCCUGGGCGGCACGGGGAACGUCAUCUCGGCGUCAACCGGUGGGAGAAGAACAGAUACGACAGCGGGGACACCGUCAAUACCGGAGGAAGAGCUCGCCGAGUGGGACGGCAUCGGCCGCUUCGCGGCUUCCGGCCGGAUGUCAAUGGAAGAAGGGUCCCAGAACUCGGAGGACAGCAUCCGUAAAGGGUGA